GUGUAAUUUCUUAUAUUAUUAAAUCCACGUUAAAGUGUAAAAUAGAAUUUUCGGUAAACAGGUUUUUAAUUUUUCUUAGGUUGGAGGGCGCUUGGAAUCCAUUUUUGAUUUUGAUGUUCAAUUGUUAUUAAUUAUUGUGUCGACAAUCAGGUCCUUGAAAAAGUCGAAAAAUGACCACUACACGCGUUAAAGGAAACGUAAUUUCAUUGACUCUUACAAACAGCAACGUGGCUCAAGCCGUGAGGUCUUACACCAUGUCCAAGAGAUACAUAAAUAUCAUGCUGAAGGCGUCGGUAAUAAACAUUUUGUACCACCGUCUCAACAUUGACGAAAAGGAGUUUAUUACAAAGAGUUUCAACAACGUUAAUUUCAAGUCGUUUAAAUCCAAAUCGAAGAAUCGGUUUAUUCGUGAGUUUCACGCUUACAUGAUUGCUUGUAAGGACGCUUUGGACAAGAAUUACUUGAAGGAGUUUUAUUUGUACUUUAUCGACGUGUCUUCGGGCGAUAUCGUGGAAAAUUAUAAAUUUUCCUUUAAAUAUGCUGAAAAAGAUGAACGGAAACAAGUCCAAAGCGCUGAUUUAACUGAUUGUACUUGUGAAUUACUGAAGACUUUGGAAGAGUUGGGACAACAUGAGAAAUUGAACAGGGAAAUACAGUUCAAAGUUGAAUUUUUGUACUACGAGGAUACUCCUGAAGACUACGAACCCCCAGGUUUUCGCAAUAUUGACGAGAGUGAGGCUCUAAUGAGUAAAAUUAAUAAAAAGGGGAAUUCGGUCGUGAUUGGAUCGUUAUUUACCGGGUUUCACCAACUUAAAUGUAGGGGAAGAGGGGAAGUGUUUAAUUUUAAUUUGACUCCGAAGAGUUUGGGGGAAAACGAUUUUGAAUUACAUCUAGUUGAUGAGAAAAACACUGAAUCAAGUAUGACUGUUGCUGUUGGUGAAAUGACUGAGGACUUGUCGGAGCCCCUUGAAAAUUCAAAGUUCGAUAAACCAAAUCCWGUAGAUAAUAGAAUAAAUGAUACUUACAUAUCGCACAUAUCUGAGUGCAUUGAUAUUUCGAGUGAUGAGGAAACUCUAGUGAAUUGUCCGUGUAAUAUACAAGUUUUAGAUAAUUGUGUUCUUGAUAAUAUAAAAUGUACGAUUUGCAAAGUGAUUUAUCAUGCACCCUGUCAAGGCUAUCUGGAUAAGAGUUUUGUUGGGGGCCUUUUUCAGUGUGUUAAUUGUCGUGAGGAAAUCAACAGCGUUGCAGACCCAUCAAAUAUUCAACAAACAAGUAGGCUAUACAAAGUCAGGUUUCUUGUAGCCGCGAUGUACAAAUAUGGUAGAGUUCCAGAAAGCCUCCAAAAGCCUGUUUUUGAUCAAAUUAAGCAAAAUAUUGAAAAGUUCAAUCUUUUUACAAAUGAAGGAAAUGAGUUUGUUAUUAAUAAUUUGAAUGCUUUGAAGAGUUUGUUCAAGUUUCACCACAAGCAACCAGAGUUACGUAAACAGAUUCAAUUUUCCUGUUAAAUUGUUCUAAUUUUUGAUAUUGGCAAAACAUGACGUGUUGUUAAAAUUUUGAAACCGCCAAAUUAUUUGCACAAAAAAAGAACCCAAAGUAUAACAAAACUUGGUUCUAUGUAUAAUUGGUUGCAUAAACUUGCAACAGUUUUGAAUAUAAUUUCCGUACAGUGUUGUCAGGUUUCGUGAAAUUUUACCACGUCUGYGGAUUUUCAUUUGGUGAAAAUUGUCAUAUGUGGUUUUUCGAAAUGGAAGAAACUGUUUUCAAUUAUUGAUUUAUCAAUUAGGCAAAAAAUAAAACUUGUACUUAUCUAUUUCGAGCAUUUUCCAUGUUUUUCGACCAGYAACUUGAUUGUUUUGUUAAAUUUUCUCAAAUGAAAAAUUAAAAAAAAACACCAAAUUGGUUAAAAACAGUUCUAUUUAUUUUUUACGAGAUUUUACUAAACCGGAAAAUGUGUUUUUCGAAUGUUUUUUCAGCUAAAAAUUAGGUGUUAUUUUGCAGAAUUGGCUUAAAACGUUGUAAUUUUUGCUUUUUUUCGAAUGUUUAAGCACGUUUUUAAGAUAAAAAGAAGA
This is a messenger RNA of Tribolium madens (black flour beetle), 2069 nucleotides long. Its product is annotated as meiosis-specific protein ASY1-like. Bases 171 to 1505 code for a protein of 444 amino acids. NCBI's taxonomy places the organism in Eukaryota, Metazoa, Arthropoda, Insecta, Coleoptera, Tenebrionidae. The transcript has 9 exons. The record is from RefSeq and is a predicted model, not a curated record.